CGUGCCCAACUCCUUUAUCCCCCCUGUUUUCUCUAUUUGCUUUUAAAGCUUCCCAGGAGAGCGUGAGAGCAAUUCUUUGCUUCUCCAUGCAAGGGCAGAAAAGCAGCAAGAGCAGAAUAUUUUUCAAGUGGGCAGUGGAGGCAUAUUCCUUUGCUGUCGACUACAACCCUUCUUCUCCUCUGAACCAGAUCACAGUCAAGGUUUUCUUUUAAGAUAAGACACCUGAAGUGCCAUGGCUACUACUAAAGCCCCUUCAGGCUGUGGCAACAUAUCUGGGGACUACUAUUUUCUCUGUGACACCAAUGUUUAUUGGGGGAUUAUUCUGGAAGCUCUGGCAGCAGCUGGUGUGUUUGUCACAAUCAUCCUCAUUCUGGUGCUUUUUUUCUUUAUCUGUAAAACCCAAGACAAUGCAAAACGUAGCCUGAUCCCAAUCCAGUUCCUCUUCCUCUUAGGCACUAUAGGAAUUUUUGGGCUCACGUUUGCUUUUAUCAUCAGGCUCAAUGAGCAAACUGGUCCCACACGUUUCUUCCUUUUUGGGGUCCUCUUUGCCCUCUGCUUUUCCUGCCUCCUGGCUCAUGCUUUGGACCUCAUCAAGUUGGUGAGAGGAAGACGUCCAUUUUCAGCCCUAAUGUUGCUGAUUAUGGUCCUUGGUUUUACUGUUGUACAAGUGAUUAUAGCCGUACAAUAUGUAGCAGUCAAUAUCACAGCCUUGAAGGAUCUACGCCAUGCGAUGGAUGAGGAAAGACGAAGAGACUUUAUUUUAAUUCUCAUCUAUGUAUUUUUCCUGAUGUUUCUCCUCUUCAUAGUUUCCAUGUUUGUGUUGUGUGGCACAUACAAGAGGUGGAAGAGGCAUGGUGUCCACUUACUUCUCACAGCCUUAGUCUCCAUAGGCAUUUGGGUGGCAUGGAUUGCUAUCCUGAUGCAUGGUAUCAGUGCUUUAGGUGAGCGAUCAGAAUGGAAUGAUCCUCUCCUUGGUGUUGCUCUGAUAGUAAAUGGCUGGGUUUUCCUGAUUCUGUAUGCAAUACCUGAACUCUGUGUCCUCACUUCUCCACGGAAGCCUGGAGACUACCCUCUGGAGAAUAAUACUUGCCAGCCAAAGGGCAUGAAAAAAUCUUAUGGAAUAGAAAAUCAAGGUUAUGCUCAGGAAGACAACACACAAGAAAAUACUGAUUCAUAUAUCCCUUAUUCAACUCAUUUUCAACUGAAGAACCUUGAGCCUCAACAGGAGUUCUCCAUUCCUCGCCCUAAAACACGGCCCAGUCCAUACCAAGAGUAUUCUGGAGGGAAAGGUAUCAAGAAAUAGCCUCACAAUGAAGAAGGAGAAGCAAUGUUGAGUUGACUGAGGUGUUGAUAUAGCAGUGCCUCAGUUUUGCAAAAUCAGGGACACUGGUCACGUUGCCGUGGAUGAAGGAAGAUUGUUUUCAUUUUCUUCUGUAUAUCUUCUGGCUCAGCACACGUAGCACUUUAUACCUCUGAAUUCAGUAAUGAACCUCUUCUGCUCCCCCCCCCACAAUUAUAACUACCUUCCAUCAAAUCUUUAUUAACUGGGCCUUCACCUUUGAUCCAUGUGUGGGGAUGGGAGGCUUGAAGUGGGAUUCUUCCUCUGUGUUUAUUGGUUCCCUGUGUAAUUUUGUCUCCCUCUUUGCAUGAGUUCCAAAUUGUUCUCUAUGAAUGGGGAGCUGUUUUAGACUUCUCACCAUGAUGGAUGGGAAGGCAGCAAAGCUGCCAUGGAAGGACCGUUCUUCCCAUCAAUCAGAAUAGAGCUGGAAGGGACCUUGGAGGUCUUCUAGUCCAGGGGUCUCCAACCUUGUCAACUUUACGACUUGUGGAUUUCAACUCCCAGAAUUCCUCAGCCAGCACAUGAGUUGUACUAACAUGCUGGCUGAGGAAUUCUGGGAGUUGAAGUCCACAAGUCAUAAAGUUGACAAGGUUGGAGACCCCUGUUCUCGUCCAACCCUCUGCUCAAGCAGGAGACAUUAUAAUGAUCACAUAUGGGCUGGUUACCUUAUGAAAAUGAUGAUGUCUCUAAGAUCUAUCAAGAUUUUUUUCUCUUAACUAUUUGUCUGAGCUGAUUUUCCCUCAGCAGAGAGAUUUAUCCCAGUCACGGGGGCUGUUGAACAUAGAAGCAGAGAGCUUGCUGACCAUUACUAGUCUCUGAAGUAACUAUAUUUACUUAUUUAUUUUGCUCUCUAAAGCACUGAAAUUAGGAUGAUCAUCAUGAUGUUUAAAAUACAAUUUCAUGACCUUCUAUUUAUACAAAGAGGGUCUGGUGAGGCAGUCAUAAGAGGGGGAUAGCUUUCAGUUUAAGUCUGAUUUAUAGUU
This is a messenger RNA of Ahaetulla prasina, 2322 nucleotides long. Its product is annotated as retinoic acid-induced protein 3-like. The transcript has 4 exons. Gene Ontology annotation, molecular function: sevenless binding; G protein-coupled receptor activity; protein kinase activator activity. The record is from RefSeq and is a predicted model, not a curated record. Lineage: Eukaryota; Metazoa; Chordata; Lepidosauria; Squamata; Colubridae. Gene Ontology annotation, biological process: visual perception; G protein-coupled receptor signaling pathway. Gene Ontology annotation, cellular component: intracellular membrane-bounded organelle; extracellular exosome; plasma membrane. Bases 233 to 1303 code for a protein of 356 amino acids.